This is a messenger RNA of Eurytemora carolleeae, 639 nucleotides long. It is a transcript of the gene RpS7, whose product is annotated as 40S ribosomal protein S7. The transcript has 6 exons. The record is from RefSeq and is a predicted model, not a curated record. Lineage: Eukaryota; Metazoa; Arthropoda; Copepoda; Calanoida; Temoridae. Gene Ontology annotation, biological process: rRNA processing; ribosomal small subunit biogenesis; translation. Gene Ontology annotation, cellular component: ribosome; cytosolic small ribosomal subunit; small-subunit processome. Gene Ontology annotation, molecular function: structural constituent of ribosome. Bases 28 to 609 code for a protein of 193 amino acids.
GGUUUAUUUAACUAAACUUUCAGAAGAAUGGCGCUCGAGAGAGUCAAGAUCAUCAAGGCUAACAAUGAGGAGCUCGAUGAGCAUGAGAAGCAGGUUUCACAGGCUCUGCUUGACCUUGAGGUUAACUCUGAUCUGAAGGCUGCCCUCAGGGAACUACACAUUACAGCAGUCAAAGAGGUUGACUGCCCUGCGGGAAAAAAGGCAAUUGUUAUCUUCGUCCCAGUUCCCCAGCUGAAGGCCUUCCAGAAGAUCCAGGCUAGGCUCGUGAGAGAGCUUGAGAAGAAGUUCAGCGGUAAGCACGUUGUCUUCAUUGCUCAGCGAAGAAUCCUCCCUAAGCCAACCAGGAAGGCAAACAAGCUGAAGCAGAAGAGACCUAUCUCCAGGACCCUUACAGCUGUCCACAACUCUAUCCUGGAUGAUCUCGUUUACCCUGCUGAGAUUGUUGGAAAGAGGAUCAGGAUCCGUCUGGAUGGAACAAGACUGUUCAAGGUUCACCUCGACAAAACCCAGCAGACCAACAUCGAGCACAAGACGGACACAUUCUCCUCCGUCUACAAGAAGCUGACAGGGAAGGAGGUUAACUUCGAGUUCCCUGAGGCAUACCUUUAAUUGAAUCGACUAUCUGUACUCUUUAUUAAA